Molecule: messenger RNA, 1047 nt
Organism: Aureobasidium subglaciale EXF-2481
Lineage: Eukaryota; Fungi; Ascomycota; Dothideomycetes; Dothideales; Saccotheciaceae
Exons: 1
Coding region: 1-1047 (348 amino acids)
Source: RefSeq, a predicted model, not a curated record
AUGACCAAGGAGGCAUACAAUCCUCCCCCUGGACCUCCACCGGGUUGGGCCAAGAGGCAAGAAGCUUCAUCUGGAUCUUAUGCACCACCUCCAGGCCCGCCACCGGGCUAUCAGAGACGCGACGAGAGGGCCAGUACGAAUGAACAAUUUGCCCCUCCCCCAGGACCACCCCCGUCACACAGUCAUGACGACCAGUCCGCUCCACCGGACUAUGCUCCAUGGUUGUCUGUGCCAGACACGAGUCUUCUGCCACCUGCUCCUGCUAUGACCUAUGAUACCUCUCCAACUGCGAACGCCACCCAGUACUCGGCUGAACAGGCUAAAGACUGGUGUAAUCGUAAUCAUCUUUACCCUCCUGGCCAAGUUCCUCGCGCAGUCCAUGAGGACUUCCACCGCCACGGCUUCACAUUCAGCCAACCUCCGCCAAACUUCUCUGGCGAGUUGACACGAGCCAUGCGCGAACGGAACACUUGGUCUGUCCGCACACGUAAGAAUUGCGAGGACUGCAUCCUGACUACUUCUGCUCCUCUAUACUCUGCGGCUUUGAACGAUCCCUUGAGGACCCAGGGAAGACCUUUCACAAUCUAUUUUGAAAUCCGUGUGACUCGUAUGAGUUCCGAUUCAGGCGAUGAAGGAGAUGCUGGAGUCGCGAUUGGAUUCGUGGCUCCCCCAUACCCUGCCUUCCGACUCCCUGGAUGGGAAAGAGCCAGUCUUGGAGUGCAUGGUGAUGACGGCCGUCGCUACAUCGACGACGACGGUGGUGGUCAAGACUUCACUACUUACUUCAAGAACGGCGAGACAGUCGGUAUUGGUAUGAUCAUCAAACCGGCACAAUUCCCCGGCCGUAGAAGGGAUGUCGAGGUCUUCUUCACUAGAGAGGGACAGAAAGAAGGAGGAUGGAGCAUGUAUGAGGAACGUGAUGGAGAUGACUGUGGCAGUAUCGUUGGUCUGGAGGGGGAUCACGAUUUGAUGGCUGCAGUAGGCAUGUUCGGUCAGGUCGACUUUGAGGUGAGGUUCCGUAGAGAAGAGUGGCUAUAUCGCCCUUAA